UAACUUUUACCUUAUCUACUCAAUUCCGAUAACGAGUUUGCUAAAACAAGCUGGAGAGUGGAAACAGUUAGCGAAAUUACUAAGUAAAUGUGAUUCAGGCCGCACAAAACAGCAUACAGAUAUCGUGACACUGUAGGACAUUAUUUGGAUCCUUGUCGGUCACAACAAACGGCGUGACUCAACAAUCUCAAGGUGCCUUUAUAGCGUCUAAGGCAUCGCGACAACGUCGCGUUCAUUGAUGCAGCUUUGCCUAUUGAAUAUAACUGUUACAUAGACGCAUUAGCAAUGGCUGGAAUAACAUCUAUUGAAGCCGUAAAAAGGAAAAUUCAGACAUUGCAGCAACAAGCGGACGAUGCAGAGGACCGUGCCGAGACACUUCAAAGAGAGGUGGAUGCGGAGAGACAGGCCAGAGAGAGGGCAGAGGCGGAGGUGGCGUCCCUGAACAGGCGUAUCCAGCUGGUAGAGGAGGAGUUGGACAGGGCCCAGGAGAGACUGGCCACUGCUCUGCAGAAGUUGGAGGAGGCAGAGAAAGCUGCAGAUGAGAGCGAGAGAGGAAUGAAGGUCAUAGAGAACCGGGCGACCAAAGACGAGGAGAAGAUGGAGAUCCAGGAGAUGCAGCUGAAGGAGGCCAAACACAUCGCUGAGGAGGCCGACCGUAAAUAUGAGGAGGUGGCUCGUAAGCUGGUGAUUCUCGAGGGUGAUCUUGAGCGUUCUGAGGAGCGGGCUGAGGUGGCUGAGGCUCGGGUCAGGGAACUGGAGGAGGAGCUUCGACUCAUGGACCAGAAUUUGAAGUCCAUGAUGUCCGGAGAGGAUGAGUACUCACAAAAGGAGGACAAAUAUGAAGAGGAAAUCAAAGUUCUCACUGACAAACUCAAAGAGGCCGAGACCCGUGCUGAGUUUGCCGAGAGGUCUGUGGCUAAGCUUGAGAAGACCAUUGAUGAUCUGGAAGAGAAACUGGCUACAGCUAAAGAAGAGAACCUAGAUAUGCACCAAACCUUGGACCAAACCCUCCUGGAGCUCAACAAUCUAUAAAAAGAGCUCUGCCUAGGCCGAUGAACAAGAGUCCAGAAACAAAGAGAGGAAAAACCAGUUAAUUGUACCAUACGCUCAUUGAUACACACUUGACCAAAUAAUUUAGUUGGCUUGCGCCUUUGGGAACAAAAGUCUUCACUUUGCUUUAUUUUUUGCAAAAUGCAAAACCAGGCUGGUACAGAAGUUAACAUGGUUGAGUAUAUCAGCAGAAUUACCAUUUGAACAGCUGCAUGUUGUAGGCCAUUGAUUUUCUGUAUUUAGCAUUUGAUUUGAAUCUUAAACAUUUUCUAAACAGUAAUUUUACUCACUAUAAUCUGACCACCGUUGUCCUCCAAUUAACGAAGUUCCACUUGAUUUACUCUUUAAUAACCUUCAAGGUUACACGUUAUUGUCAGAACAAUUUGCCCAAGUUUGUUAAUGUACGUUAAGGUCAUGAACUACUCAUUCUUUUAAUUAUUCCUAUUAAAUCUAUAAAGUAUAUUGUCAGUAUAAAACCAAAGAGGCUAAUUUUCAAAUUCAUUACAGCGUCAUAAUAUCUAGACUACGUGUCUAGGAUGAACAUCAGGUUUUUUUUUUAAGUAUUCAAUUAGUUGACUUUUUGCAACUUUAUUACCCAUGUACUUAUCCUAUGCAAUGAAGCAAAUGUUUAAGCUCUUUGUUUAAGACAAUUAAAAGAUUGAUAGCAAGAUG
Molecule: messenger RNA, 1722 nt
Organism: Esox lucius (northern pike)
Lineage: Eukaryota; Metazoa; Chordata; Actinopteri; Esociformes; Esocidae
Gene: tpm2
Product: tropomyosin 2 (beta)
Exons: 8
Coding region: 286-1032 (248 amino acids)
Biological process (GO): muscle contraction; actin filament organization
Cellular component (GO): actin filament
Molecular function (GO): actin filament binding
Source: RefSeq, a predicted model, not a curated record